AGUUAUUAAAGCGAUUGAGAACGGAUGUCGAGUGAAGAGGAAUGUAUUUAACACCCCCCCCGCGCGCUGUGGCAGUGGUUCAGUCCGGCGGUGGAAUUCCGAGAAGUGAGAGCGAAGCCUUCAGAGAAGUUCAGAUUCCAGGAACCGCCGAGAGACAGAUUUCUAAGAAAAACACACCAGAACGUUAGCAUGAGCCACGCAGCAGACGGCUGCAUUCAGUUCACUCGGCACGCGGGCGACGUGCUGUUCAACUUCAACCGCCUGCGCAGCCGGAACAUCCUCACCGACGUCACGGUGCAGGUCGGGGGCCGAGAGUUUCACGCACACAAGACCGUCCUUAUGGCCUGCAGUGGCUUCUUUUACACCAUCUUCAUCAACGGCCACAGAACCGACCCUGCGGUGGUUAGCUUGGAGGCCAAGGCCGACCCUGACGGCUUCGCCAUCCUGCUGGAGUUCAUGUACACUUCCUGUCUGAGCCUAAAAGAGCGCUUCAUCGUGGCCACACUCAACACGGCCGUCUACCUGCAGAUGGAGCACAUGGUGGAAACCUGCAGGCGCUUCAUGGAGUCCAGGAGUUUGAGUGUGAAGCAGCAGCAAGAGGAACCACCAGUUGGCUCCACCCACUUGCCUCAAGACAUAAACCUUUGUGACCUCACUCCUCCUGUGGUUCACUAUACACUUAGCUCAUCUCCUAGCAACCCGACUAGCAUCUACAGCCACCUUCCUCCUCGCCCUUUUCCCACCGGCUCCGUCUCAAACGCCAAACCGAUUUCCUGGGAAAUUCCGAAAGAGAGCCAAGCCGCAACAUCCCGGUCGUGUUCAAAUCCGGGAGGCAAGGGUCGGAAUGUGGACCCCCCCGUCUGUCCGGAUCGCAGUGCGGUGGUGGAGAAUUCUCCUCACAUGGUCAGUCCUCGCAGCCCUCUGAAGUCAGACUGCCAGCCGAAUUCCCCGGCCGAGUCGAGCAGCUGCGUCCGAGACUCCACGUCGCCCCAGAAAGUGCGCAACUGGAAGAAGUACAAGUUUAUCGUUCUCAACUCGACUGAAGGACACGUGAACCCGCUCUGGAAUUCCAACAGAUCUGUGGAGAAAUGCAGUGAGACUGAGAGGAAACGGACACCUGUCUCCAUGUCCACUCACUCUGCGAGACAGGAGAACAUUGUGACCAAAGCAGAGACGAAGACGGAGAGCACUGAUCCAGCCUGGAGCGAGUGGGACAAAAUGGAGAACGACUCUGAGAACCAUCAGUGUCUCCAUGACCCCAAAUCGUACGACUGUGACCUCCUCAGAACCUCCUUCACCUCCAACCACAACCUCACCAACCACAAAUCUGUCUCUCCAGGUGAGAAGCCGUACUGCUGCAGUGUGUGUGGCGCUCAGUUUAACCGGCCGGCCAACCUGAAGACUCACCUGCGCAUCCACUCGGGUGAGAAACCCUACAAGUGCGAGACAUGUGGCUCCGCCUUUGUCCAGGUUGCUCAUCUGCGUGCUCACGUGCUGAUCCACACCGGCGAGAAACCGUACUGCUGCUCGGUGUGUAACACCCGCUUCCGCCAUCUCCAGACGCUCAAGAGUCACCUGCGCAUCCACACCGGCGAGAAACCCUACCACUGUGAAACGUGUGAUUUACGUUUUCGACACAAGAGUCAACUCCGUCUGCACCUGAGACAGAAACACGGCGCCGUGACCAACAUCAAGACCUCCAACCGCUGACACACACUUACCCUCGGUGAUACAUCGGUACACAUACUGUGGUGUUUGAAGGUCCGAGUCCACGACUAAUCGCUCAUCACCAAACUAACGUCACGUUAUAACUCUCUGUAUUUAUGUAACGGUUAGUUAGGGGGAAUACUCUGCUCUGAUUGGCCGUUCCCCCCUCCUCACACUCGUGCAGGAGCACAGACGAGCACUGGAUGGAUCUGAUUCCGUGCAGAGAAAAUGUAUAUUGGCAAUCAAUAUAUAAAUAUUAGAAAUUCUGCAGUGUAAUCGGAUUUCUAAGCACUUCCUGGUUCUCUGUGGUCGAUCAUUUGACUGAGCGAUUGUUCAUGCACUCAGACUUCACGUUUUUCUGUUUUUCCUUCGAAUAUACAGUAAUCUGUGUAACGCUUACGCAACAUAUGGCAUGAUAUAAACAACAUUGACUUUUGCACUUGUUCAACAUGGUACAUACGACGUACCUCAAAUAGAUAUAUAUAUCAUUAGAUAUAGAUUUAUUUAUAUACAUUUUAUAGAUUUUCUGUACAGUAUUUUGCUAAAAAAAGGUGAGAGUGGAGACGGGACGGGGGUUUGUAAUAAAAUAUUUCUGAUAAAAAAA
Silurus meridionalis is the source of this 2311-nucleotide messenger RNA. RefSeq names its product BCL6A transcription repressor b (gene bcl6ab). Bases 190 to 1710 code for a protein of 506 amino acids. Gene Ontology annotation, biological process: regulation of transcription by RNA polymerase II. The record is from RefSeq and is a predicted model, not a curated record. The transcript is spliced from 9 exons. Gene Ontology annotation, molecular function: RNA polymerase II cis-regulatory region sequence-specific DNA binding; protein binding; DNA-binding transcription factor activity, RNA polymerase II-specific. NCBI's taxonomy places the organism in Eukaryota, Metazoa, Chordata, Actinopteri, Siluriformes, Siluridae.